Molecule: messenger RNA, 1237 nt
Organism: Metopolophium dirhodum (rose-grain aphid)
Lineage: Eukaryota; Metazoa; Arthropoda; Insecta; Hemiptera; Aphididae
Product: trimethylguanosine synthase-like
Exons: 6
Coding region: 57-968 (303 amino acids)
Biological process (GO): 7-methylguanosine RNA capping; 7-methylguanosine cap hypermethylation
Cellular component (GO): nucleus
Molecular function (GO): RNA cap trimethylguanosine synthase activity
Source: RefSeq, a predicted model, not a curated record
CGGCAAAAAUUAAUGCUGUUCUUAAAGAUCUAGGUUUUGUAUGUAAUAGUGAUACAAUGUAUACAUUUUAUCCAUCACAGAUAUACUAUUAUAAAGACUCUCAAAAGCAUAUUACCAGAUAUGGUCAGAAAAGUUAUAUUGCACCAAAACCAAAAAAUUCAAUAGGUAGUUCUGAUGGAUAUAAUCAAAACGGAAGACAUCAGAAGCCAAUUCGCUCUAAAACAUACCCGGAAAAUAAUCGUUACAACAAAAACUACAAAAUUGAAAAUCAUCAUCAAAAUUCAAUAAUUAAAAAGACUUACUCAAAUCAAUUGAAUUGCCAAAAAAACAACAAUAAUCUUCAUCAAGAUAAACAGUUGCCUAUUAAAUACUGGUUAAUGAGGCACUUGUUAUUUACAAAUUUUGAUCGCGGUAUUCUUUUGGACACAGAGAGCUUCUAUUCGGUCUGUCCGGAGGUAUUAAGUUAUCAUAUAGCAAAGCGUUGUAAAAAUAACAUAGUGUUGGAUCCUUUUUGUGGAGCUGGUGGUAAUAUUAUACAGCUAGCAAAAACAUGCAAACGAGUUAUAGCAUGUGAUAUUGAUCCAGAUAAGAUAAGAUUAGCACGGCAUAAUGCUGAGAUAUAUGGUGUUGCUCAUAAAAUUGAUUUUGUAGUUGGUGACUUUUUUCAAAUUUACCCAAAGUUAAAAGCAGAUGUAGUAUUUAUGUCACCACCAUGGGGUGGACCAGGAUAUUCAAUUGCAAAAAGCUACAGUUUAACGUCUAUGUGUGACAAUUAUUUCGGGGGAGGUUUUGGUAUUUUUGAUAUUGUUAAAACUAUUGCGCCUAAUAUUGCAUUUCAUAUGCCGAAAACCACAAAUAUAUUAGAAUGUAUGUGGUUGGCAAAUGAUUUUGAUAAAGUGGAAAUUCAGCAGAAUAUUAUUAAUGGAAGACUGAAUUCAAUCACAGCAUUCUAUGGAGACUUUCACUAAAGUAUCUAUGGAGACUUUCACUCAAGUAACUGACAGUUGUCAGCGACUUUUGAAAAUAUUCUUUGCAGUUUUUGAUUAAUUAUGUUUGAUUAUUAGAAUUAAGUUAUUUCCAAAUUAUUUCAUUAUUUUAACGAGUAUUUUAUUGUAACAAAUUAAUAUAAUUGUGCGACCAUCAUAUAUUUAUUGAUAUAUUAUAAAUAUAUAAAAUGUAUAUACUGCUAAUACAACAAAAUUUUAUGUUAAAAAACUAUAGAAAAUUAAAAAUUAUA